Molecule: messenger RNA, 432 nt
Organism: Anopheles bellator
Lineage: Eukaryota; Metazoa; Arthropoda; Insecta; Diptera; Culicidae
Exons: 1
Source: RefSeq, a predicted model, not a curated record
GUUGCCUGCGAGGCAUCAUAUCUGCCAUACGAUGAUGUCCUGUCGUACCCCAACUAUGCAUCUGGAUGGCCGGUCUCGAAAGUGGUAGUCGGCAACUCGUACGGUCUAUCAUCCGUGGUGGAUAAAUACUCCUAUCCAUCCUGGUAUGGCGGAUACCCACUGGCGAAGAACCUAGUCUCGUAUCAGUCGGUAGCUCCAGUCCUGUCAACCAAAGUCGUUGAUAACGGCUACGGUCUGGGAUAUAACAACUACGUUGCACCGGUCCUUGCCACAAACGUCGUCGGAAGCAGCUAUGGCCUGGGAUACAACAAGCUCGUUGCUCCGGUUGUGUCCACCAAAGUCGUCGAUGGAGGACUGUGGAACUAUGGUGGCUACGGUGUGGGAUACAACAAGUAUCUUCCGUCGGUUCCAGUUGCCAAAUAUGUUUUGUAA